Lactuca sativa (garden lettuce) is the source of this 1593-nucleotide messenger RNA. Its product is annotated as putative F-box/FBD/LRR-repeat protein At4g03220. NCBI's taxonomy places the organism in Eukaryota, Viridiplantae, Streptophyta, Magnoliopsida, Asterales, Asteraceae. Gene Ontology annotation, molecular function: protein binding. The record is from RefSeq and is a predicted model, not a curated record.
AUGGAGUUUGAUCGCAAUAAAGUUGGACGAGUGGUAAAAGAAGAUAGAUUGAGCAGCUUACCAGAUGAGCUUAUUCAUAAUAUCCUGUCUUCUUUUGACAUGAAAUUUGUUGUUCAAACAUGCUUGUUGUCAUCGAGAUGGAAGCUUCUAUGGACAUCAAUGCCAUGUCUCAACUUCACUAGUUGGCAGUUUACUUCUUUACCAAAGUUUGCCAAAUUUGUGAAUCAUGUUUUGUCUCAUCACAACCAUCAAGUAGAAGUGUCUUCUGUAAAGCUACAUUUCAGUGGAGCAGCUAGUCAUGUUUUUGUGAGAAAGAUUGCAAAAUAUGCAUUCUCUCACAAUGUCCAACAACUAACUAUCACUAGUUGUCCCAAAUACCGCCUUAAAAGUUACCAUGCUUCCCUAUUCAGCUCUCACUCCCUUAAACAUUUCACAUUGACUUGCCAUCAUAUGCAACUUUGCACUACAACUAAAGCACCUCUGGAUUUUCCAGCAUUAACAACUCUGCGUCUCAGUAGGUUCGUAUUGUGUAGUGAUCUUUUCUCCAAUUGUGUAAACUUAAAGAAUCUCACAUUAGAAGAUUUCUCUGUCAAGGAUGUGGAAGUAUUUGACAUCAUUACCCCUCGACUUUCUAGUCUCAGGCUUGCCCAUGGCAGCAGUUGUUCAGCAGUCAUCAAUCUGAUUGCCCCUCAACUCGAGAAACUCACCGUAAUUUGUUGCUCAUUCAAGUACUUGAAUGCUCCACCAGGACUUUCAUCUUUCGACUACUGGGGCGAUUUUCCCUUGAAAUUCUGUAAAGAUCGAUUUUACUCUCUAAACAAAGUGUCUGUCUGUUUCAAUUGUUUUGGUUUGCCAUAUAAAGAGAAAGAUGCAAUCAAGACUAUUAACCUGCUUCAAGAGCUCCAUAGUGCGAAAUAUCUUACACUUAACGUGGACAUAGUUAAGUGUAUUUCCUCAUUUCCGGAUUUGUUGUUGCACCAUGCAUCACCUUUUAGCAACUUAAUCAGCUUGACCAUAGAUUACCGCUUGAAUAGGGAUGAAUAUGGAGAAGAAAUAUCUACCGAAGCUAGAAACUUCUUGCUUGAGAACUCUCCAAGUGCCGCUUUAAUCAUGAAAUCACCCUGAGGUGUCGCUUUUAUCGGAAUGAUAUACUCAUAACAAUAAUUUUCAAGUAUCUCGUUUAUAUUUGUUUAUAGCUUUUAACUGUUCUUUACUUGCAACUUUGCUCAUUUUAUGUAGUCUUUGGCAUCAUAAUAUUGCUUUUUUUUUUUUUUUUUUUGGUUUUUAGUGGCAAUAUGAAACUUCGUCUUUUGGCUGAUGUCUAACUUUCUAAAGAGGGUUCUGGAUUGAAUGGCUAACUAAUUUAAACAAAUUGAAUGGCAAUUUAAACUUAUCCUACCAAGUACAUCAUUGGACUUGUGUGGGUUGCAUUUAUUGAUAGGACCUUUUGUGUUUAUUUCAACACUACAAGAAGUGUUGGCAUUAUACACGACGCCUUUAGCGGCGACAUAGGGCAAUAGCGGCGACAUGUAAUUGACGCGUUACAUGUCGCCGCUAUUGCCCUCUGUCGCCGGUAAUGCUCGCAAACGGCGA